AUGACUACUCAGAACGAUACGUCCGGCGCGGAGAGAGUACGCGAAAGCUUGAUGGCUGCGGAACCACCCCGCCGGCCAGGGAUGCUCAAAUACUCGGUCUAUUACUUCAAGCACAAGUUUCUGGGCACAGUGGGACUGUUCAUCGUAAUAGUGAUGAUUUUAACUGCUGUCUUUGCGGAUGUGUUAGCCCCCUUUGCAUAUCAGCAGCAGAAUUAUGAGGACGUGCUGGUAGCUCCCAAUUUUACAUUCUUCUUUGGUACCGACAAUUUUGGCAGGGAUAUAUUCUCCCGAAUAGUUCAUGGGGCCAGAAUUUCCAUGCUGGUCGGGUUCCUGUCGGUGUUGGUAGGGACCGGCAUAGGGGCCGUCGUUGGCCUGAUAUCCGGAUUCUUCAUGGGUAAGGUCGAUGCCCUGGUGCAGCGCGUGGUGGAUAUGUGGAUGUCUUUCCCUGACCUUAUUUUGGCGCUAACCAUCGUGGCUGUUUUCGGGAAUACUUUGCCUAACGUGAUUCUUGCCAUCGCGGCGACCAUCUUGCCCCGAGGGGUGAGGAUCAUUAGGUCGGCCACCAUAUCGAUCCGGGAAAUGGACUAUACAAUGGCAGCCCGGUCCAUUGGCGCUUCCGAUUUGCGGACCAUGCUUCGCCAUAUUAUGCCCAACACCGUGGCGCCUUUCCUGAUUAUCAUGUCGUCCAUGUUCGGCACCGCCAUUCUGACCGAGGCCGGUCUCAGUUACCUCGGUCUGGGCAUUUCCGAACCCACCCCCUCUUGGGGACGGAUGCUGACCGGCCAGGCAGCGCAAUAUGCGCCCAGGGCCCCCUGGAUCAUCGCGUUCCCCGGCAUUUUUAUCACUGUCACCGUGAUGGGCUUUGCCUUCUUUGGGGAUGCCUUGAGGGACUUGUUUGACCCGAGGCAGCGGGGCCGUUAA
Messenger RNA from Geodia barretti, 921 nucleotides. Lineage: Eukaryota; Metazoa; Porifera; Demospongiae; Tetractinellida; Geodiidae. The record is from the annotation of a GenBank genome assembly.